GGGGCGGGGGGUGGGUUGAGGGAGCGGGCGGAGGAGGAAGUGUCAUGGCGUCGGGCCGUGGAGCUUCUUCUCGCUGGUUCUUUACUCGGGAACAGCUGGAGAACACACCGAGCCGCCGCUGCGGAGUGGAGGCGGAUAAAGAGCUCUCGUACCGUCAGCAGGCGGCCAACCUCAUCCAGGACAUGGGACAGCGUCUCAAUGUCUCUCAGCUUACAAUAAACACUGCGAUUGUUUAUAUGCACAGGUUUUAUAUGCAUCAUUCUUUCACCAAAUUCAAUAGAAAUAUAAUAUCACCUACCGCAUUAUUUUUGGCUGCAAAAGUGGAAGAACAGGCUCGGAAACUUGAACAUGUUAUCAAAGUAGCACAUGCUUGUCUUCACCCCCUAGAGCCACUGCUGGAUACUAAAUGUGAUGCUUACCUUCAACAGACUCAAGAACUGGUUUUACUUGAAACCAUAAUGCUACAAACCCUAGGUUUUGAGAUCACCAUUGAACACCCACACACAGAUGUGGUGAAAUGUACCCAGUUAGUAAGAGCAAGCAAGGAUUUGGCACAGACAUCCUAUUUCAUGGCUACCAACAGUCUACAUCUUACGACCUUCUGUCUUCAGUACAAACCAACAGUGAUAGCAUGUGUAUGCAUUCAUUUGGCUUGCAAAUGGUCCAACUGGGAGAUUCCUGUGUCAACUGAUGGAAAACAUUGGUGGGAAUAUGUGGAUCCUACAGUUACUCUAGAAUUACUAGAUGAGCUAACACAUGAGUUUCUACAAAUAUUGGAGAAAACGCCUAGUAGGUUGAAGAGGAUUCGAAACUGGAGGGCUAAUCAGGCGGCUAGGAAACCAAAAGUAGAUGGACAAGUAUCAGAAACGCCACUUCUUGGUUCAUCUUUGGUCCAGAAUUCCAUUUUAGUAGAUAGUGUUACUGGUGUGCCUACAAACCCAAGUUUUCAGAAACCAUCUACAUCAGCAUUCCCUGCACCAAUACCUCUAAAUUCAGGAAAUAUUUCUGUUCAAGACAGCCAUACACCUGAUAACUUGUCAUUGCUAACACCGGGAAUGCCAAGUACUUCAUACGGUUUGUCAUCACACCAAGAAUGGCCUCAACAUCAAGAAUCAGCAAGGACAGAACAGAUGUAUUCGCAGAAACAGGAGGCAUCUUUGUCUGGUAGCCAAUACAACAUCAGCUUCCAGCAGGGACCUUCUGUGUCACUACACACAGGAUUGCAUCACAGACCUGACCGAGGUUCCGAUCAUCCUUCUGUUAAGCAAGAAUAUACUCACAAAGUGGGAGGCAGUAAACACCAUGGGCCACUUUCUGCUACUCCUGGAGUAAUUCCUCAGAAAAUGUCUUUAGAUAAAUAUAGAGAAAAGCGUAAGUUAGAAACCCUUGAUCUGGAUGUUCGAGAACAGUAUGUAGCUGCCCAGGUAGAGCAGCACAAACACAUGCAGCCACAGGCAGCUGGCAGCAGUUCUGUGACUUCUCCCAUUAAAAUGAAAAUUCCCAUCGCAAAUGCUGAAAAACCUGAAAAACACUUGGUAGAAAAGAAGGAAAAGAGUGGAUCGCUGAAACUGCGGAUUCCAAUACCACCCACUGAUAAAAGCACCAGUAAAGAAGAACUGAAAAUGAAGAUAAAAGUUUCUUCUUCAGAAAGACACAGCUCUUCCGACGAAGGCAGUGGGAAGAGCAAACAUUCAAGCCCACAUAUCAGCCGAGACCAUAAGGACAAGCACAAGGAGCAUCCCUCAAACCGCCACCACCCCAGCAGUCACAAGCAUUCCCACUCACACACUGGUGGCGGUGGUGGUGGCGGCAAGCACAGUGCUGAAGGAAUGCCUCCUGCUGUUCUGAGGAGUCCUGUUGGCCUGGGCACAGAUGGCAUUUCCUGUAGUUCCAGCUCUUCACGGAAGAAGCUGCAUAUCAAUGAUGCAUCUCACAACCAUCACUCCAAAAUGAGCAAAAGUUCCAAAAGUUCAGGUAGUUCAUCAUGUUCUUCCUCCUCUGUUAAGCAGUAUAUAUCCUCUCACAACUCUGUUUUUAACCAUCCCUUACCCCCUCCUCCCCCUGUCACAUACCAGGUGGGCUACGGACAUCUCAGCACCCUCGUGAAACUGGACAAGAAGCCAGUGGAGACCAACGGUCCUGAUGUCAGUCACGAGUACAGUACAAACAGCCAGCAUAUGGACUACAAAGACACAUUCGACAUGCUGGACUCGCUGUUAAGUGCCCAAGGAAUGAACAUGUAAUCAUUUGUUUAGGUCAAUUUUUUCUUUACUUUUUUAAUUUAAAAGUUGUUAGAAUGGAAAACUUCCUCCUGAUCUCGCAGUGGUGACACCAGCUGUUGCUGCCACUGCUUCAGUAUUUGUAAGUGCUGCUUUAUUCUUCAUUCUGAAAAGAAGAGAUUAUAGUAAACAGGUCUUUAUCUCCACAUGAUAGUGUUAUAAAUACUGUAAAAGCAUGGAAGGUGCAAAACUCAGUAUUGCCACCAUUGCAGCUAAGAACAUUAGAAUGAAUGGCUGGCUACUCCUAGGAAUAUAUAAAAUGCCUCAAGCAUUUGUUAUUUAUGAUUUGAUACUGUAGCUAUUUUUUGUUGUUGCUUGGCUUUUGAAUGAGUGUAAAUUGUUUUCUUUUGUGUAUUUAUACUUGUAUGUAUGAUUUGCAUGUUUCAAUGAUAAAGGGAUAAAACAGUAUACUGGCAACUGUUUACAAGAAAGUGGAGAAAAAUGUACAUACAUUUUUGUAUGUUUAGAUAUUACCAUAAAUACUCAGGAUUGGAGCUGCUUGUAAGUAUAACAAUAUACAGAAUAACUUUAUUUUAUCUUGUCGUAGUCCAUCACUAAUCUAAAACAACCGUGGCACUUUCUCAUGUUAACCUUAAACUCUAGGCCUUACUGGAAGCCACUGAAGGGGGACACUUCACUAGCAAAUGGGUAUGCAGUGCCGCAAACGGUCAUGCACACUGUGAGGCCCUGAACUUUUGCCUUCAGAGGUUCUGACCAGGUCGGCUGCUGAAAUAGCCCCUGAUUUUCUGAAGGCUUGAAGAGGAAAAAAUAAAGUUUACAUACUCUUGAUGUGAAGUGCAUUUAAAUGUUUCUUGGCUUGUUGCAGUACUAUAAACAGAGCUGUUAAUCAUUGUUAUGUAGCUGUGAUUUGAAAACUAAAUUCACAAAAACUUACAUAAUGAAGAAUUAGUAAGUUUUUCCUCAAACAACUUUAACACUACAUAUUUCAACAGUAAACAGGGAUCCUUUUUCCUUUAGCAUUCGAAAUAACACCAUAUUCUUAAACAUACUGAAGUUUAAUAUUGUUAAACUCCCAUGUGUGUGUGUGUGUGACGCCGUAUUUCUUUUUCAGGUAAAAGCAGUCUUCCUUAUAAAAAUGAAACCUAUUGCGCUCUCAGUUAUUUUAUAUGCUAACAAUAAAUAAAAAGAAAAGAUCACUGACUGUGCAUUGUACCUGUAUUUAUAGCUUAUGGUUAUUAUCAGGAAGCUGUGUGAGAAGAAAGAUCAGCCUCCAGGUAAACAGCUAGUGGAGGCCUUACAUUUGUUUGCACAUCUCCGUAUAUUACUGUUGAGAUUAAGUUUGCACAGUCAUCUGACUUCUGAACAGACAGUAGACUUUAAUUUCUUUAAAAUUUAUCUUACACGUCAGUAAUAUGGCUCUGGUAUAUCAGCUAAUCUUCAGUUUAUCCUGUGGUAAAUCUUUGAGCUGUUAGGUAUCUUUAAGAUGGGUCAAGAUGAAUUCAGCUUCUCUUGAACUGAAAAUUCUUAAAUUUUUCCUCUAUGUAUAUGAAUUAUUUUUGUUACAAAGCCACUGACGUGCACAAUUGUAAUUUUACUCGUGUGUUGCAGUUGUAAAUAGUAGUUUAAUCUUGUGCUCUACUUUUAUUUAGCAAUUACCUAAUUUGCCAGUAGCUUUAUAAUUAUUUUUAAGAUCGUUGUUCAUUAUUUUUCUCAAUGUUAUUUGAACUUAGGAUACUAGAAGCCUCUUUUUAGGGACUAUGCCUAGAUAGCAUGUCCUAACAUUUGUUUUUGUCUUACAUAACUUUAGUAAUCUCUGUCAGUACAUGUAACUUUGUUGCUCUGUAUGGCAUAUUAUUGUAUCCAUAAACAUGGUAAUUUUGAUUCAAUUAUACUUUUACAGUGGUACAUAAUAAUCCAAGGACUUAGUAUAGAAUUAAACUGAGUGCAAGAUGAGGGCGGGUAGGGUUUUUGUUCUUGGUGAUUUAGAUAUGAAACCUCUAAAGAGCUAUCGUGAAAUGACAUAGAGUGGUUGUGCUACUGUAUAAUUGGGAGUGAUAAUACCAGGAAUUUUAAUAAGAUUUUGUAAAGAAUAUCCAGAAAAGUAGUGAACCUUAUUUUCAGUAUGACAUAGGGAACAAUGUGAAUAUUUAAGGUCUGUGACUAUACUUAAACUUCACUAAGAAUUUGCAGAAUUGUUUUGAGAUGUGAGAAUAAAAGUAAUUUUGUUGAAUCUUUAUUGGUGCUAAUGAUGGACAGUUUAAAAAGGUAGUUAGUAUAUAUUGUUAUGGAUCAGUACUUAUUAGUACUUCCAAAAUUGAAUUUGAAAUGCUAUGUAUUCACUUUUCACUCUGUAUAAAUGUAAUUCUUUACAAUGAUUUUAUUUAUUAAAGGGCAGCCAGUUGUAAUUUUUACAGGAUUGUGUGAGCUAUUCAAACUAUAACCUCUGAACAGGAUAUUAGCUUCCAAAACCACAGUAGAGAUGUAUAUAUGGAAAUCCUUUUUAAGUUUCAUUUCCAUUAAAUGAAAACCCUUAUAAUUCAUACACCAUGAAUUUGCUUUAACCAUCUCAUUUGCAUAAAGUCAUUCAUCAGCCUGGUCCCAAUAGGCUCAACCAAAGAAAAAGACUCCAAUGAAUGGACAUUAUUACUGAGUCUUGUGAGUAGCCAUAAAUAAACCAAAAUAGUAUCAAAUUUAGGUAUGAAAUUCCACAUGUGCAACGUACUGUUAAGGUGAUACAUUUUUGAUGAGAUUUUUUUUUAAUAUCUGAAAUAUUAAAAAGCAUUAUCUUCAAACAUCCUAUAAGAGAGUGAUUCAUUUUUUAGUUGUGUUUUCCCUAGAUUGUAGAUUUGUUACCUUUAUGCACAUUGGAUAGAAAGGCUUUAUUUCUACCUCUUUAAGCUAAUUUUCCAGUACUGAGCUGUGCCCCUAAAUAUUUGCCUUAGCUGCUUUAAAAUAACAAUAUUUUCAGAGCCAAAGCAAAGUGUUUUCUCACAGAAACAUUCUUGGAGGCCUACUUAACAAAACUGGUGGUAGUACCUUCACUGUUAAAUAAGCCUUGCAAAAUGUCCUAGUUCCUUUUUCUUGUUUAGCCUGAAGUUCAUUUCUUGCAGGUAUUUAAAUACUGAAGUCAUGUAAAUACCCCUAGGUUUAUCUUUGAAAGCAGUUAAAGGUGCAUCUCCAUCUUCCUCUGUGUAUGCAGGUUCGUUCUGGUUAAGAGUUCCUCAGAGUCUAAGAAAAUCACUGCCAUGAUACACUGUUUCAUGGGGGAUGUCAUGAGGGUGCUUACAUUACUUUGUACCAACAGAUUAUAAUUAUGUAAGAUAACCUUACUCCUUUGGUCUAUCCUCUUUGAGCUAAAGAAAUGACUACUUCAGAGAACCAAAUUUAAAAUGGUUUUUGUUAGUUACCAAAUGCCAUGCCUUAAAAGCAUUUAAACACUUUGUAACAUUUGAGAUUUAAAAUUGCUGUUUUUUGUUCCUUAACCCACCUUAGAAGUAAACUACUUCCAUAUGCAUGACUGUUAUAUACUCUUUUGGCUGAUUAGAUGUUUUAGAGUUUUGCAUCUACUAUGGAAAUAAGGAUUUCUUUUAAAAUAGUAUCUCUAAAGGAAGAUGAUUCUAUUCUCAAGAUAUCUCAUCAUUCCCAAAUUUAUCUGACCAAAAGGCAAUUAUGUCUUACCUACUGUGCUUAUAUUGCUAUGUGAUUUUUCAGAUGUCUUUGCUGAGAAAAAUUUGAGAGCUCUUGUCAUGAAGAAUUCUUGAUUCAGCAGUCUCAUUCAAGAGGCUUUCUUAGGAGCAGUAGGAUUCACUAACUGUACUUACCCAGCUGAAGGAUCAACAAAUCCCACACGCAGGGAAAAUUUGCUUAAACUGAGCUCACAGGAUGAUAACUUGGUAAUCUCACGUGCACAUUUGUUUGUGAGAGGCUGAUUUGAGACAGGGAUGUUUGCUUUGGAAAAACAUUCUCUCUUUUUCCUCCUAGAGUGCCAGGUUAUAAUAUCAAUGUGUUAAUUUGAGAAUUCACAACCAUGUUAAUACCUGAAAUUUGACCUCUGUAAGCUAAAUCAGAAAUAUGCUUGUUUUGUAAAAAUUUGCUCCUGAGACUGUCUUUUUCAAUAGAGAUGAUAUGCCAGUGGAUCUGGAAUGCUUGAAGUGUUUUGGGUUUGAUACCAUGCAUCCAUUUUUUAUUCCAUAAAUGUCGAUUUGGGCCCAGCCAGGUUUCACUUCUGUGACACCUCUUUUCUGUUCUAUAUAAUUUACCAGGCAGUCUCUGUUCUGCCUGACAGGUUCUUUAGAUAGAUUGAUAAGCAGAAUACAUUGAAGAAGUAAUUCUGUUCUCAUGAAGGUGACUUAACCAGUUUGCUGCAGUCCAUUAAUCUUAAAAGUAAGUUCCAAGGGCUAAUUUCCUUUAUUUCCAAGUUUUGGGAGAAAGCCUCACUUGAAACCUGUUCAGUAGUUGAUUUGAUUUGAUUUGCCUGUAUUGUUUGUUAAGUAACGAGUACAUUAUUUUCAGAGAGUUUUUCAAGCAGCUUUGCUUAGUUUGAAACACUUGACAUGUACUCAUUUGUUGUCAGCAGUAAUUGGGAUUUCAUUUUCUAAAGGUACUCAAAAUACUAUUGAAUAGGAUGUUUGCUGAUAGAAAAUCGAAAACAGGAUAUACAUGUAUGGCAUGAAUUCAGUUAGUCAUUGAAUUUCAGCUUAGUAUCUAUUACAAGGAAUUAUUAAUAAAAUGUGUUCAUUGACAACAUAAA
This is a messenger RNA of Manis javanica (Malayan pangolin), 6990 nucleotides long. It is a transcript of the gene CCNT2, whose product is annotated as cyclin T2. NCBI's taxonomy places the organism in Eukaryota, Metazoa, Chordata, Mammalia, Pholidota, Manidae. The record is from RefSeq and is a predicted model, not a curated record. Gene Ontology annotation, biological process: regulation of transcription by RNA polymerase II. Gene Ontology annotation, molecular function: cyclin-dependent protein serine/threonine kinase regulator activity.